This is a messenger RNA of Phyllostomus hastatus (greater spear-nosed bat), 414 nucleotides long. It is a transcript of the gene CIMIP1, whose product is annotated as chromosome unknown C20orf85 homolog. NCBI's taxonomy places the organism in Eukaryota, Metazoa, Chordata, Mammalia, Chiroptera, Phyllostomidae. The record is from RefSeq and is a predicted model, not a curated record. The transcript is spliced from 4 exons. The coding region runs from base 1 to 414 and encodes 137 amino acids.
AUGGCGAAGAAACCGAUGAGCACCGCGGAGGCCGAGCGCAUGAACCUCGUGGCCCAGGACCAGAUAUGGAGAUGCCGCCUGAAGGCUGAGACCGAAGCACGGCAAAACUGGGCCCAGAACUGGGGAUUCCUAACAACCCCUCUCCAGGAGCUGAUCGAGUGUGAAGACAAGCCCCCCACCCCAAAGCCCAGGAUCGAGCUUCCGCAGAGCUUCCGCAUCCGGCCAGUGACCCCCGUGGAGAAGUACAUCAAGGUCCUUCCGUCGCCCCCGGUGCCGAAGACCACGCAGGGCUUCAUCGGCUGGCGGUCCGGGGUGCCGGGCCUGAACAAGUGCCUGCAGCAGUACGAGCAGCUGAGGAGCUGCAAGGGCGCCUACGCCAGGGAGCUCGGCUGGCCGGAGCAAGGCAUCUACUGA